AGUAUCAUAAUUCAGCUUAAAAAUCACAGUCCGAAGGUAAUUUGCUGAUGACAUUGAUGAGACUCAUGAUGCCGAGUUUGCUACUGUUCAUUGAUCCCAUAUGGUCUUCUUUUUACUUCGUCUACUUUUCUCUAAGUAGCCUCUUUACAGCAAUGCUCCCUCGUUAUAGGCACAAUGCCGAAAGUGAGUGCCCUAGCCGCCCGGAAGCAGAGCCAGACGCAAAGACAGCCAGAAAAUCAACCGUAGAAAGGAGUAACCUGCCCAGACCUUAUCCCCAGGAGAUAACCUACAUAUGUGUUUCUGGAUUGACAGAAGGAGGAGAAUUCUCGAGUCUCAGCAAGAUACCGGAAGCACGUCCAGGAGAAGUGAUAUAUGUUACCAAAGGCAAAACCUUGACUUGGGGAGGAACCGCUAUUCUUGAGCGAUUGCCUUCUGGUUCCGUUAUGAAGACACCCAUUCCCAAUCCAUACUGCCCUCCUGAAGAAGAAGACCACCGCCGCAAUAUGCGACUUGAGGCCAAUAUUUAUGUAAUGUGGUGUAAACAGGUUGCUAGAGCACUCAGUGCUCUCCAUGCUCAUCACAUCAUACACUGUGAUCUUUCGCCAAGAAAUAUCCUUCUCGACUCGGGCCUCAAUGCCAAAAUCGCUGACUUUGGUGGCGCUUCACUAUGUGGUUCAGAACCCUCAGCUACUCCGGCAACAAGAUUCCGACCUCCUGGCUAUGACUGGAAUGUCACUCCGGUUUAUGGAGACGACAGUUUCGGUCUUGGGUCUCUAAUAUACUUUAUAAUGACAGGCACUUAUCCCUACAAGGACAUACUCAGUGAUGAAUUCGAGAAGCUAUACGAAGUUCAACAAUUCCCCGAUGUUUCUAACGUCUUAUGUGGUUUUGUGAUUUCACAGUGUGUCGAUUAUCACCUCUCAUCUGACAACAUCCACUUUACAGUCGCCUAUUACUGGGAUGCGAGACACCAGAUUGGAUCAAUUCAUCUCAGCCUGCCCAAAAAGUGCGCCUUCAUCACUGCAGCAGGCAAGUGGGCUCGGGCUAUCAUUGUUAGGGGAGGUCCCCGCAGAAAUUUAAUGGGAAACCAACGGAAAUCCAACAGAAAUCUAACAGAAAUCCAACAAGACUCCAUCAAAAAUCCAUCAAAAAUCCAUUGA
Aspergillus neoniger CBS 115656 is the source of this 1160-nucleotide messenger RNA. Its product is annotated as kinase-like protein. Gene Ontology annotation, molecular function: ATP binding; protein serine/threonine kinase activity. NCBI's taxonomy places the organism in Eukaryota, Fungi, Ascomycota, Eurotiomycetes, Eurotiales, Aspergillaceae. Bases 48 to 1160 code for a protein of 370 amino acids. The transcript has 5 exons. Gene Ontology annotation, biological process: intracellular signal transduction; protein phosphorylation. The record is from RefSeq and is a predicted model, not a curated record.